UCGUGUGCUUAUAGACCCAAAAUAAAAUGAUUGUACUUUUCCAUUUCCUAGUUGACUUCAUUUACUGUUGCUCACUGGCCAGUCUGCAUCUCUCACGCUUGGCUGAAGAUUUAAUAAUCUAUGCUACCAAGGAAUUCGAUUUCAUAAAAAUUGCCGAUGCAUUCUCAACAGGCAGCAGUUUGAUGCCACAGAAGCGUAAUCCUGAUAGCUUGGAGUUGGUGCGUGGAAUUUCGGGCAGCAUAUGCUCCUCAUUGAGUGGCAUCAUGAUGACCAUUAAGGGCACACCAACCACUUACAAUAAGGACUUGCAAUUUGAUAAACAAUAUGCGUUCGAUGCUUUCGAUCGUCUACAGGACGCUCUAACCGUAGUUGAAGGUGUCAUAAGAACCAUGCAGCUGAAUCGUGAACGCAUGGAAUCGGCGCUGAGUCCAGAUAUGUUGGCCACGGAUUGGGCCUACUAUCUGGUACGUAAAGGCGUGCCAUUCCGUCAAGCGCAUCACUAUAUCGGCGAAGUGGUCGCCUAUGCCGAGAAGGUGGGGCGGGAACUCACCGAAAUUCCGCUGGGCGAAUUGCAGAAAAUUUGCAAGCAUUUCGAUGUGGAUAUAGUGCAGGUGGCCGAUUAUGCUGUAAAUGUGGAGAAAUAUGAUGUGCCCGGUGGCACGGCAACCACUUCAGUGCAGCAGCAAUUGAAGACAUUGCAAGCAUUUGUGGAGGGCCUAAAAAAAUUACAAUGAAUCUAAGGAAAGAUGUGCGUAAAUAAAAUUGUAAGCAUUUAUUUUUUUUUUUGGUACCAAUAUUUAAAUACAAAUAAU
Messenger RNA from Rhagoletis zephyria (snowberry fruit fly), 812 nucleotides. Its product is annotated as argininosuccinate lyase-like. Gene Ontology annotation, molecular function: argininosuccinate lyase activity. NCBI's taxonomy places the organism in Eukaryota, Metazoa, Arthropoda, Insecta, Diptera, Tephritidae. Gene Ontology annotation, cellular component: cytosol. The record is from RefSeq and is a predicted model, not a curated record.